CAUACUUACUAGUCUCGCUAAACAUGUUGCCAAAUUGGUUACUUAUUCCUGCGUUAUUAUGUUGUGUAGUGAAUGUUUCAGGUCAGUUCGGGCCGUUCAAGCAGGACUCGGGUUACGUGACAGUGCGGCGCGGGGCUCACAUGUUUUACUGGCUGUUCUACACGACGGCGGACGAGCGCAGCUACACUGACCGCCCGCUGGUGGUCUGGCUGCAGGGCGGGCCCGGCGGCUCCUCCACCGGCAUCGGAAACUUCGAAAUAUUAGGCCCCCUCGAUUUAUCACUCCAAGAAAGGAAUUACACUUGGGUAAAGAAUUUUAAUGUUCUUUUCAUAGACAAUCCUGUAGGCACCGGAUACAGCUAUGUUGACGAUUGGAGUUUCCUCACGACAACUAAUGAUCAAAUUGCUGUGGACUUCGUAAAUCUGAUGAGAGGUUUCUAUGAGAAGCAUGCCGAAUUCGAGGGAGUUCCGUUAUACAUUUAUGGACAGUCAUAUGGUGGGAAAAUGGCGGUUGACAUGGGCAUUCGUAUGCAUGAAGCAGAGCAAGCAGGAACAAUCAGGUCGAAUUUAAGAGGAAUAGCGAUGGGCAAUGCAUGGAUACACCCGGUAGACUUGACGCUCACGUGGGGGCCGUUGCUCUUGGCCGCGGGUCUGGUCGACGAGACCGGCUACCAGAACAUACAGGCGGCCGCCCGGGAGGCCGAGCGCCUGUUCGACGAGGGCCUGUACGCGCAGUCCACGGACGCGUGGGCCGCCACGCAGACACAGGUGUUCCGCGCCACACACAACGUCGACUUCUACAAUAUACUCACCAAAACACAAGGCUUCGGACCGGACACCAGGACAGAUUAUGAAAUCGCCCGAGAGCUCACGAUCCGCGACAUGUCGUACUCCGCAAUGAGCCGCCAGGAGGAAUACGACCUCAACUUCCUGAUGAACGGGCCGGUCAAGGAAGCGCUGGGAAUCCCGGCCCACGUGCGGUGGGGCUCGCUGUCCAAUGCGGUGUUCGACCAGCAGCGCGGCGACUUCAUGAAACCUGUCACCGAAGGAAUUGAAAAAUUGUUAAACGAGACUGACAUCAUCGUACAAAAGUAUAACGGGAACCUUGAUUUGAUUUGCGACACUCCUGGACAAAUGCUGUGGAUGGACCGCCUGCAAUGGGCCGGCGCCGAGGGCUACCGCAGCGCGCCGCGGCAGCCUAUCUGGGAGAAUAACCGGCUGGAGGGCUACUCCAAGUCCUAUGGAAACCUGAGGUUCUUCUGGAUAAACAUGGCUGGCCACAGUGUUCCGAGAGAUAACCCUGCCGGAUCAAACGCCUUUCUACGAGAUAUGACUUCGUUUGGAUGAACUCUAACUCACUAAAAGUCCAAAUAUACAAUUGCAUUAUUAAAUACAUAAAACAAAUACAAA
Messenger RNA from Leguminivora glycinivorella, 1409 nucleotides. Its product is annotated as retinoid-inducible serine carboxypeptidase-like. The record is from RefSeq and is a predicted model, not a curated record. Lineage: Eukaryota; Metazoa; Arthropoda; Insecta; Lepidoptera; Tortricidae. The coding region runs from base 24 to 1346 and encodes 440 amino acids. Gene Ontology annotation, molecular function: serine-type carboxypeptidase activity. Gene Ontology annotation, biological process: proteolysis. The transcript is spliced from 9 exons.